GGCAGGCGGGGGCGCGCCGUGGACGCCGAGGGACGCUCGCCAGCUCCGACGCCGUGAGUAGCGGAGCCCGGCCGCGAGCGGGGCGGCGUCGGCGCGGGGUGGUGCCGAGGCCUCCUCUGCCCCUUCGCCCCUGGCGACGCUGGGCCGGCUGAAGGCCUGGCCCGUCGCGCGCCCUCCACCCUCCGUGCCGAGCGGGAGGACGUCUGGAUCAAAUGAUGCUGUUGCAAAAAAUUCCCCAGCAGUUAUGCGGCUUAAAGAAAUUCCCAUGGUCAUGUGACUCCAGAUACUUCUGGGGCUGGUUGAAUGCAGUGUUUAAUAAAGUGGAUUAUGAACGCAUCAAAGAUGUCGGCCCCAACAGGGCUGCCUCCGAGUGGCUGCUGCGCUGUGGGGCCACGGUGCGCUACCAUGGCCAGGAGAAAUGGCAGAAGGACUACAACCACCUCCCCACAGGCCCUCUAGACAAGUACAAGAUCCAGGCCAUCGAUGCCACCGACUCUUGCAUCAUGCAUAUUGGAUUUGAUCACCUAGAGGGCCUCGAGCAUGUUGAAAAAAUCAGGCUAUGCAAGUGUCAUUAUAUUGAGGAUGACUGUUUGCAGAGGCUCAGUCAACUUGAAAACUUACAGAAGAGCUUAUUGGAACUGGAGAUCAUUUCCUGUGGGAAUGUCACAGACAGAGGCAUCCUUGCUUUGUGUCAUUUAAGAAACCUCAAGUAUUUGCUGUUAAAUGAUCUCCCUGGAGUAAGAGAAAAAGAAAAUCUUGUCCAAGCCUUUAAGACAGCAUUGCCUUCUCUGCAAUUAGAAUUACAGUUGAAGUAAAGCAGUAAUAUUA
Ochotona princeps (American pika) is the source of this 828-nucleotide messenger RNA. It is a transcript of the gene DMAC2L, whose product is annotated as distal membrane arm assembly component 2 like. The transcript has 5 exons. NCBI's taxonomy places the organism in Eukaryota, Metazoa, Chordata, Mammalia, Lagomorpha, Ochotonidae. The coding region runs from base 213 to 815 and encodes 200 amino acids. The record is from RefSeq and is a predicted model, not a curated record.